UUACGGUUUGGCGGCAAAAUAGAAAAACGUGUUGUUUUCAUUGUUUACGCGUUCUUUGUGUUAUUUAAAAGUUAUUUAAAACUUAAAUAAUAUCCAUUACAAACGGAACAAGAAAAUUUAACUUUGAAUCGAAAUGAAAACAAUCUAGUUAUUUUACAAUAUAAGUUUUAUUUGUUAAAGGAAUAGUACCCGUUGAGAUAUUCGUUAACAGUUGUAAUUAACGCAGGCUUAAUUAUUAAAGAAUUUGGAAGUGAAAAAUGGAUGGAGAUUCUUAUGACUUUAUGGAAGAAGGUGAAAAUCAAGAGGAAUUAACAACACCUGGUGCAGUACUACAGAAAUUAGAAGAGGUAUGGUUGAAUGAAAGUCUUGCGCCUGAACUUUUGCCAUAUGAAAGUGAAUUAGUUGAUUGUAUGCUGGAUCAAGUACAACAUAUGGAAGAAAAUCUUCUUAAAAGUUCUAAAAAAGCUGAUUUCCGUAUAAUGAUUCAUAAAAUGGAGUUGACUCGCAUAAGUUACAUCAUCAAUAAUUAUUUAAGAAUUCGAUUAAAGAAAAUUGAAAAAUAUGGAGCACACUAUUUAGAAGAGGUUAAAAAGAGACCUGAUUUAAUGUCUUUAAAUGAACAAAGAUUUGCAAAAAGUUAUAUUACCAGUAUUAAAAGUUAUUUACAUAAUGUUAUCCUGCAACAUUUGCCAUUGAACAUGCAAAAUUUGGAUAUGGCUGCUGUUGGUCAAAAACCUAAUGUUGAUAGUUAUGUUUUUCUGGAAGCAAAACAAAAUUGUAAUGGAGUAUUGUUAGAAGAGGAUACAAUUGAAGGAAGGUAAGUGAUUUUAAGUCAUAUAUC
Molecule: messenger RNA, 841 nt
Organism: Centruroides sculpturatus (bark scorpion)
Lineage: Eukaryota; Metazoa; Arthropoda; Arachnida; Scorpiones; Buthidae
Gene: Sld5
Product: DNA replication complex GINS protein SLD5-like
Exons: 7
Coding region: 258-821 (187 amino acids)
Biological process (GO): double-strand break repair via break-induced replication; DNA-templated DNA replication
Cellular component (GO): GINS complex
Source: RefSeq, a predicted model, not a curated record